ACCAACUCGGAUAUCCGCUCUUUAUUUUUCUGGCGUGGCGAAGUUGUCGUAGCACGUGUGAUUCUUACGUGAAAAAGUGCUUUGGAUGUUCACGAAAAUAUUUUUUUCCCCUAACCUAAUACAUUUGAAUCGCCUUUGUUUUUAAUUUUCAUCUCUAAAGGUCUAAAGUGCACUUCCGCCGCAAUGUUUCUGCAGUACUACCUAAAUGAAAGCGGGGACCGAGUCUACACGCUGAAGAAGGUGAACCCCGAUGGGUCGCCCACCAGCUCGGCCCAUCCUGCUCGUUUCUCCCCUGAUGAUAAGUUCUCCCGCCACCGGGUGCAGCUGAAGAAACGCUUCGGCAUCCUGCUCACGCAGCAGCCCACCCCUGUCCUGUGAGAGAACGAUGGCACAAGGUGUGGGAGAGGUGAAGGGAUGGAUGGCAACCAGAGCAACUAAUGCCAGGAUGGAGGGGAACCUGAGGCUGCAAAGAGAAUAGGAUGACAAAUCCUGAUAUACAUUAAAGACACUGUGGAAUAUUACUUAGACAAUUGGUUGGAAAUACUGUUGUUAUUUUUUUCUUAAUGCUGAAUAAAUGUUUUGUUGAUGGAUGUAUGUAGUUGUACCUGUGUUUGUUCUUCCAAAAGGAAAUAUAUAUAGUGACAAAAGAGAAAUUUUUCUAA
Messenger RNA from Menidia menidia (Atlantic silverside), 662 nucleotides. The record is from the annotation of a GenBank genome assembly. NCBI's taxonomy places the organism in Eukaryota, Metazoa, Chordata, Actinopteri, Atheriniformes, Atherinopsidae.